This is a messenger RNA of Brenthis ino (lesser marbled fritillary), 915 nucleotides long. The record is from the annotation of a GenBank genome assembly. NCBI's taxonomy places the organism in Eukaryota, Metazoa, Arthropoda, Insecta, Lepidoptera, Nymphalidae.
AUGAAUACCAUUGUUAGUGAAUUGAGUAUGAACGAUUUGAACAAUAAGUUUUUUGAGAUUAUGCAAAAUGAGAGCAACGCAGAAGAUGCUGCUAACUUUAUAUAUGAAAGUGUUUAUGACGAUGUUACUUUAGGGGUGCUUUUUGAGUUCCAUCAUGGAUUAAAAACAGGCUUGACCGAUCUCAUCGAAGGUGAAAAAGAGGAAGAUGAUGGUUUUAAAAUUGUAAACACUUCCGAGUGUGAUGUCUUUGGGUUUUCAAUUUUAAAAAAGACCCCAGACUCGAAUUGUUCGUGUCCUAACUGCGAGAGGCCUGUAUCUGCAACAAGAUUUGCUCCUCACUUAGAGAAAUGCAUGGGUAUGGGUCGCAACAGUUCACGUAUAGCAUCACGUCGUAUCGCUUCUAACAGUCGAGAGCCAACCUCCUAUGCAGGGCUGCUCAGUGAUGAUGAAGAUGACGCCGAUUGGUCCGGUGGAUCCAUACACAGUGAAAGAAGGAAACGCAGAAUUAAGAAUAAUAAUAAUAAACGGCCCAGCAAAGUGCACAAGACUAACAAUGGCCACCAUAACUCAGAUUCUAAUGAUGGUGGUGCAACGUAUGAGACAAUGUCUGCUAAUGAAAAGAAAAACCUAUUACUACAAAUAUGUGGAGUGGUUUCUGAACAUACAAAAAAAUUGUGCACAAGGUCCACCCGGUGUCCACAACACACAGAAGAACAACGUAGAGCUCUCAGGAACAGUGUUCUAGAACCUUCCACUCCCGAGUCACAGAUAGGACUGACAGCUGAUGAAGCAGGGUCUCCUCCCGACUCCAGUCCCUCAUCCUCAUGCUCCUCAUCAAGCAGAAAAAGAGACAGGCACAGGGCACCGCCAAAGAAGAAUAAGAGGGUUCGGGAUAUGUCUCCCAAUGGUAGAGAU